AUGUUGAGGGCUACCAAAUGGAAGCUUGAGAAGGCUAAAGUAAAAGUUGUUUUUCGGCUUCAGUUUCAUGCUACAAAUAUUCCACAGAGUGGAUGGGAUAAGUUAUUUAUUUGUCUAAUACCAAUCGAAUCUGGAAAGAUCAUUGCAAAAACUAGCAAAGCAAAUGUAAGAAAUGGGGCAUGUAAAUGGGCAGAUCCUAUCUAUGAAACUACAAGACUUCUACAAGAUGCUAGAAAUAAACGAUAUGAUGACAAGUUCUACAAUCUCAUUGUGGGAAUGGGUACUUCAAGGGCUAGCAUUCUUGGUGAGGCUACCAUAAACCUUGCUGAAUAUGCAGAUGCAUCAAGUCCUUUGGUUGUUUCUUUGCCUCUUGAUGGAUCUGAUCAUGGAAUCCUUUUGCAUGUUACAGUUCAGUUGCUGACAGCUAAAACUGGAUUCAGAGAAUUUGAGCAGCAAUUUGAUAGGGGACUUCAGAGCAGCAGCAACCUAAAUCGAGAAGUGGAACCUAGUUUUGCAACAUCAUUGUCUUCUGAAUUAGCAAUCUCUGAAGAUCAUGGAAAUAAGGUUAAUACAGAAACACAUUUGGGAUCAGAACCUAAAGAGCUUAUUACAAUUGUUGAAGAAACAGGCAUACAUGAAGAAUUUUCAGAAUGUUAUUAUGCUGAUAAACAUGAAUUGCCAAGCAUCCAUGAAUCCCGGGAUUCAAACGGGCCUACAUGUAGUCAAAGCCCAACAACUGAAAAACCAGAUCAGUCCAAUCAUCAAGGAUGGAAUUCAGAUUAUUCAAUGAAUAAUAACUUAGCAAUUGCUCACGAAGAGAAUAACAGACUUAAAGGAAGCUUGGAAAUGGCUGAGGCUUCCAUUUCAGAACUUAAACAAGAACUAAUUGCUUUGCAUAGUCAUGCUAAUGAAAUGGGAAUGGAAACACAAAACAUUUCACAGCAUCUAAUGGCUGAGAUUUCUUCAGGCCAAAAACUAGAAAAAGAGAUUAUGGUGCUCAAAUCAGAAUGUUCCAAGUUCAAAGAUGAACUACAACAGCUAAAAGAAGUAAAGUCAAGGCCCAAAUCUAUUGAAAGGACCCAGGCCCAUCAGCCCACAUGGGCAAACGGGCUUUUACUUGUGGAGAAUCGAAUACGUGAGCUCCAACAAAAGAUUCCUUUUGGGAUCACUGCAUCUAAUUUAAACUCAGAUUUGGAGGUGCUUCUUGGAAUCCUACAUGAUCUUGAAAAGGAAACGGUUUUCACAAACGGUUUUGAUUCAGUAGAAGGUAAAAGUUUUCAAGUUUUAAGGGAGUUGGAUGAAGUGAAAACCGAAAGGGGAAAUCUAAUUAGAAAAAUGGAUGAGAUGGAGUGUUACUAUGAGGCACUAGUUCAAGAGCUUGAAGAAAACCAAAAACGGAUUUUAGGAGAGUUUCAGAGCCUUAGAUAUGAGCAUUCAACAUGUGUUUACACAAUUUCAACCUGCAAAGCAGAGACUGAAAUGACACGUCGUGAUAUGAACAAUCAAAUCUUAAGAUUCAUUGAAGAAAGACAAUCUUUGGGUUGUGUUAAUGAAGAUCUUACAAAAAGAGUUGCAUCUUCAGAAGUACGUGUGCAAGAGCUCGAGAAAAACAGAGAACAGAUUCUUAAAGAAUUCAAGAGCCUUAAAAAUGAGCAUUCGACAUGUGCUGAAACUAUUUCCACAUACAAAUCCGAGACUGAAUUGAUACGCCGUGAUAUGAACAAUCAAACCUUAAAGUUUGCUAAAGAAAGACAUGCUUUGGGUUGUCUUAAUGAGGAGCUUGAGAAAAAGGUUAAAACUGCAGAAUCACGUGUGCGAGAGCUCGAGGGAGAGCUUCAAAGUCUUAAAAACGAGCAUUCAAGAUGUGUUGACUCAAUUUUGACCUGUAAAUCCGAGAUUGAAAUGUUGAAAUCUAAUGAAGGACAUGAUUUGGGGUGUGUUAAUGAGGAGCUUGAGAAAAGAGUUAUGAAUGCUGAAUCACGUGUGCGAGAGCUUGAGGAAAACCGGGAAUGUAUUCUUGAAGAACUCGAGAGCUUAAAAAGUGAGCAUUCGACAUGUGCAGAUGCAAUUUCAACCUGUGAAUCCAAGACUGAAUCGAUACGUGAUGAAAUGAAUGAUAAAAUAUCAAAAUUGACCGAAGAAAUACAUGCUUUAGAUUCUGCUAACAAGGAGCUCGAGAAAAACCGGGAACGUAUUCUUGGAGAGUUUGAGAGCCUUAAAAAUGAGCAUUCGACAUGCAUCGAUACAAUUUCAACCUGCAAAUUGGAGAUUGAAUCAUUUCGCGAUGAAAUGAACAAUGAAAUCUCAAAGUUUAUAGAAGAAAAACAUGCUCUGGAUUGUGUUAAUGGUGAGCUUGAGAAAAGGGUUGUGAAUGCAGAAGCACGUGUUCAAGAGCUCGAGAAAAACCGGGAACAGAUUCUUAAAGAAUUCGAGAGCUUAAAAAACGAGCAUUCAACAUGCAAAUGUGAGUCUGAAUCGAUACAUGAAAUGAAGGAUAAAAUUUCAAAAUUUACAGAAGAAAAAAAUGAUUUGGAACGUGUUAACAAGGAGCUGGAGACAAGGGUUAAAACUGCUGAGUCAGCACUUGUAAGGGCCCGGUCAAAUUACUCGAUUGCAGUGAGUCAAUUGCAGAAGGACCUUGACAUGCUAUCAGGCCAGGUUGCUUCCAUGUUUGAGACUAAUCAAAAUCUGAUUAAAGGAACUUUUUCAGAAUCUUUGAUAAUCGAAAACGAUAAUGAAAAACAUGAAAAGAAGGAUCCUGAAAGGGAAGCGGAAGGGGGGUCUGAAUCAUUACGUAUGGCCUUCAUGAAAGAACAAUGUGAAACCACAGUGCAAGAACUAAAGCAACAACUUUUGGUUUCCAAAAGGGAUGCUGAUAACAUAUUGUUUAAGUUGCAAGAUGCCCUUGAUGAGAUUGAUGGUAGGAAGAAAUCCGAAGCUUCUUACUUGAAAAAGAUUGAAGAAUUGUCUUUCAAGAUUGUGGGAUUGGAAGCCGAGUUGGAAUCUUUACACUCUGAACUCGAAUGUGCUCUUUUGAAUCUUGAAUGUUGUAAGGAAGAGAAACAAAAGAUGGUUUCUAUUAUGGAAGAAUGCGAAGAGGAGAAGAUGAAAAUUGCAUUUGAACUUUCUUUGUUACAAGACCAGAUUGCCACUAAACAAAAUAUGGCUGGUGAAAUAGCACAAAUCAACGAGUUGGAGGGGUUGAAGAAGGAGAGAUCCAUUCUUUCAAUGAUGAGUAGUGGCUCAAAUUUUCAAGAUUUACAAAGAGAACUUGUGCAACUACACAAGGCUAAUGAAGAGCUCGGGGGAAUAUACCCAAAUUUUACGGAUCUCCCGGGAGAUGGAAAUGCAUUAAAAAGGGUGCUUGCAUUGGAAAUCGAGCUUGCUGAAGCACUGACAUCAAAGAACAAAUCCAGCAUCCAAAGUUCUUUUCUUAAACAACACAGCGAUGAGGAAGCGGUUUUUAAAAGCUUCAGAGACAUCAAUGAGGUGAUCAAAGACAUGUUGGAAAUGAAGAACAAAUAUGUAGAUGUGGAAAAUGAACUGAAGGAGAUGCAUGAACGCUAUUUGGAGUUGAGUCUGCAGUUUGCUGAGGUGGAAGGUGAGAGGCAAAAACUUAUGAUGACAGUGAAGAACUCAAGAUCACCCUCCAUUGGAAACCCUAGAUAAGAUAACAAUCUUUUGUACUAUGUAGAGUCUUAAUUAGUCUAUCAUAAUAUUGUUAUAAAAUCAGCAGAAUCUGUGAAUAGGUUUCGGGUUUAGCUGCAGGUGUGAAAAGGGAUAGAAGCAAGAGUGUAAAUGGGUGUAGUUGCAGACAUUUUAACCAUGUUUUUGGGUGUUUGAAGUUUUUCUUUUAGUGAGAUCCAUUUUGUGAAUUGUAAUUCAUAUUCUGAUAUUAGUAGAAAGGUUUGAUUCUUUUAUUGGUGAUUUGGUGGUUGUUUUUAGUCAUUCCGUUAAUGUAAUAACAAGAUAAACAUCGGUUAUCUGUGUCAUUUUAGUUGAACAAUUAUCUUUUAUGUUUGAUUGAUGUUUAUUGCAUAUCAACAAG
This is a messenger RNA of Lactuca saligna, 4048 nucleotides long. The record is from the annotation of a GenBank genome assembly. NCBI's taxonomy places the organism in Eukaryota, Viridiplantae, Streptophyta, Magnoliopsida, Asterales, Asteraceae.